This is a messenger RNA of Pelobates cultripes (western spadefoot toad), 14271 nucleotides long. The record is from the annotation of a GenBank genome assembly. Lineage: Eukaryota; Metazoa; Chordata; Amphibia; Anura; Pelobatidae.
GUCCCAUGCGCGCCCCCGACGUAGUCAGACCGGCUAAAGCCGGUACAUAUAUAAACGGAGGCUGAGUGCUGAAGUCAGGACAAGCUGGAGCUGCUAUGGGUGUGAGACAGGGUAACUGAGCCAUGCUGCCUGGCUGAGUGUGAGCAAGAGCACUCACCCUCUGACUGUGAGUACAGAUUCACAUUAUUAUUAUUAUUACACACCAUACUCAGCACCACUAUACAGGGGGCAGUGAGCCAUGCUGCCACAGUGACCAAGGGCACCCACACUCAUUCCAUUGUAAAGGGACGCUGGCUGAGUGCACCCUCUUACUCAGUGUAAUUGUAUAUGGGGACAGAGAUACAUGCUGUCACCCAUCUCACAUAACUGGGGCGGAGUGUGAGUGCACCCUCUUACUCAGUAUGAUUAUAUAUGGGGACAGGGAUACAUGCUGUCACCCAUCUCACAUAACUGGGGCUGAGUGUGAGUGCACCCUCUUACUCAGUAUGAUUAUAUAUGGGGACAGAGAUACAUGCUGUCACCCAUCUCACAUAACUGGGGCUGAGUGUGAGUGCACCCUCUUACGCAGUAUGAUAUAUGGGGACAGAGAUACAUGCUGUCACCCAUCUCACAUAACUGGGGCUGAGUGCGAGUGCACCCUCUUACUCAGUAUGAUUAUAUAUGGGGACAGAGAUACAUGCUGUCACCCAUCUCACAUAACUGGGGCUGAGUGUGAGUGCACCCUCUUACUCAGUAUGAUAUAUGGGGACAGAGAUACAUGCUGUCACCCAUCUCACAUAACUGGGGCUGAGUGCGAGUGCACCCUCUUACUCAGUAUGAUUAUAUAUGGGGACAGAGAUACAUGCUGUCACCCAUCUCACAUAACUGGGGCUGAGUGUGAGUGCACCCUCUUACUCAGUGUAAUUGUAUAUGGGGACAGAGAUACAUGCUGUCACCCAUCUCACAUAACUGGGGCUGAGUGUGAGUGCACCCUCUUACUCAGUAUGAUUAUAUAUGGGGACAGGGAUACAUGCGGUCACCCUCUGAACAAUAAUUCACCCAUCUCACAUUACACAGAACUGGGGCUGAGUGAGUGCGCCAGCAAUGUCAUCUCGGGAUCACUAUAUAGGGGACAGUGAGUCAGGAUGAGUUGAACUCAAUGGGACUAUUUCUUAUAAGGUCCAGGGUAAUUAUCAACCUCUAUAGGGCACCCAGCGUGACUAGCCCAUUUUACAAACUGGCACCCAAUGUAACUAGCCCAUUUUACAGCAGGCACCCAGUGUGACCAACUCAUUUUACAGCGGGCACCCAGUGUGACCAACUCAUUUUACAGACUGGCACCCAAUGUAACUAGCCCAUUGUACAGACGGGCACCCAAUGUAACUAGCCCAUUUUACAGACUGGCACUCAAUGUAACUAGCCUAUUUAACGGCGGGCACCCAGUGCGACUAGCUCAUUUUACAGCGGACACCAAGGAGGACCAAGUGUGACUAGUCCAAGUCAUUGGGGGAUCCAGAGUAACUAGCUAAGUUUGUGGAGGGCAUCCAGUGUAACUAGCUCAUUUUAUGUUGGCAUGGUGAUCCUAAUUUUAUAGACUUUCGAUAUUUAUAAAAUAUGUAUGGGUCUUGUAAUUUCAAUUUUGAAAUACAUUAUAAGCAAUAAAAUAAAGUUUGUAUGUGUCUAUAUACGUUUCACUAAACAUAGCUAGACAUAGGAGACAGCAUGGCUGAAGUAUGAGCAAAGUACGAGGCUCGCCCAUGGAGCUCAAUGUAAAACUCUCUGUUUAGGAGCCUGGGAAGAGGCUCGUCCAUAGAGAUCUAACUAAACAAUUUAGGAGAGUGGAGCUCUAUAUAAAACACUUUAGGGAAGAUCUGUGGAGCACUAUGUAAAAAACAAAACAAAAAAACACUCCAUUAAGUAAUAUGGGAAGAGGUUAAUCUGUGGACCUCUGCGUUUAGGAGCCUGGGAAUAGUAAAAUAAUGCAUUCAGGAGCCUGGAAAGUUUAGCAUCCAUAGAUUUUUAAAAAAUUUAUUUUAGAAGCCUGGAAGAGUCUUUAUAGAAGAUAUGAAGUUAGACAGAGAGUGCUUUAUACAGCUUUACAUACUGUAUUUUUUUUCUUCGGAGCCGGUUACAGGUGCAUCCAUAGACUAUGUAAUAUACACUGUGUGGGAAUCAAAGCUUUUUCAUAGAAAUUUAAUUUUUAAAAACAAAACAAAGAACACUGUAUUACCCAGGAAGCCAUAAAUCAUUUAUAUAAAAAAUUCUCCAUAUAUCAGCACGCUUGCCAAGCAAUAAUAUAAAUCGUACAGAUUUCUCACACGGCUUUAUUCCAUUCCUGUUUUUGCAAUAUAUAUAUAUAUAUAUAUAUAUAUAUAUAUAUAUAUAUAUAUAUAUAUAUAUAUAUAUAUAUAUAUAUAUAUAUAUAUAUAUAUAUAUAUAAUUUGCAAAAACUUUAAACUGCUCAAACUGAGCAGGAAUGGAAUAAAGCGGUCUGAGAAAUACACACACACACACACACACACACACACAAAAUAAGGGAGGGUUUAAAAAAAAAAAAAAAAAAGUGUUAUUACACACAUUUAUUAUUUGAAAGAAUUCUUGUUAAACAUUCCCAGUAAAAUAUAUAUUACUGUAAUAGAGCGUAGCUCAUUCAAAUGCCCAUUAACAAGUGCACAGACAUUUCCCAAUUAUAUUCUUUAAGGAGAAUUCUGGGUGCAUGCUAUUUAGAUAGCGUAGGGUUUAUCUUGGGUGGUAACACCCUUAAGACUUCCCGCCUUCUGUAUUUUUUAGUAGAUCUACGCAGAGCACACUGGAAGGGUUAAAGGUAAGAUUGUGUACAGGGGUACUUGCUGCAGUGGCUUGGAAGGAUCAGUGCGCAGUGUGCGGAGUCGGGUGUACAAGAAAGGUCUGCAGAGAGAUGAUGUAACCAAGAUUUUACUCUUAAGUCGUUUUGUGUUAGUGCAUAUAACCUAGUGAUGGAUUCUAGAGUUAGUCAUAUGAUUUUUAUAUUAGGGUUAUCAAAACUAAACGAGAUCUGUUAUAAGAUAUCGCCAUUCAUACUAGUCAAUGCUGCAGUGUGAGUGUGUUGAUAGGAUAGCUUUAUUUGUUUUAACUCAAAACAGUGGACUGGUUUUCUCCCCCCCUUAAAAAAAAAAAAAAAAAAAAAAAAAUCUAUUUUAAUAUAUAGUUAUAAACUAUCAAUUUCAGUAAACUUGGAAUCUAUAAUUUCUUAUUUAAAUAACGUGCACUUAAAGUGACAGGCUCUAUAAAGAUGGUCAUUGGGGUAAAAUGUUUCUGGGAAAAUAUUUCUUUAAGGCGGCAAACCUUGCUAAUAUCAUGUAAUUGACGUUCUAGUUACCCAAACCAGGUAUUAGCUAAUUGUGCAGCAAAACAAUGUAGCUUUCCAAAAAACAAAAAAAAAAGUGUCCAUUGGUAUGCUUGCUCUUGCAUUAAUGGGUUAAACCUGGCUAUCUUUCCUGUCCAGUCAUUUACAAGAUGCUGGCAUAGGGCUUAACCAAUAUGGUUAUCUGACUUACUAAAAGCUUAACGGUCAUGGCUUUAAACUCAGAUAGUUUUGAUAAUAGAUGUUUGAAAAUAAACUUCUCUUUAUAGACAUUUUAGUCGUUUUUGCAUUGAAUACUCCAUAUGAGAAACAAACACAAUGAAUGAAGACAAGCCUUCAAAAAAACUCAAUUUAAAACCAAGCAUAUCGACUAGUACCUUGAGUACUGUACAUUGUCUGCAUAGUGUAUGUACCUGACAAACCGGUACACUGUAUAGCACCAGUGAUGGCUAUAAACUACAUUCCUGAGCUCUCGUGCUGGCUGAGAAUCGCAGAACGUUCUGAAGUUUCAAGGUCAGCAAUCACUGGUGGUAAUAAAUGCAAUGGUGACAGAUGUUUCAGAACUUUUCUCUUCUCCCAGACACACCACAGACCAAUACAAUGCUUGUCAGAGAACCAUUGGGGACCUACGGUGACCAGGCAUAAUUUAGGAUCUGCAGGUAAUAAGGCAGUAGCUGUUAACAUUUCCCACCAACAGGAUGUCAAGUCAGGACAGAUGCAUGGCAUACAAUAUUUGGCACAAGCCUUAUAUUAAAAAAAAAAAAAAAAAAAAUAGAUUUACCCUUCAAUCAGGGCAAAAGCAACAUUUUGUUAUCCACACGGUACAUAUUUUAUACUAUAAUCAAAAAAUCUAAUCGGUGUUCCACAAGUAUAAUAAAAAAAAUGAAAAAUAAAUACAAAAAAAAAACUGGCUUUUUAAAAUUUUAUUUAUUUACAUCCUGCAGCAGUCACCCACAGUACUCCUGUAGAAGGCACUCUACGAGGCAGGUACAAUGAGGCACAAGCAGGCAGCACCCCACUUGUUCAAACCCCAUCCAAGCUAUAAAUCUGGUGUGGUGUUAAAGAUCUAGCCCCCUCUCCCCCCCCGCCCAAAAGUCAGGCAGAUUAGUAGUCUUAUUCUGUCUAUUAAACUAUGUGUCUGCCAGUGCAAUAACCUCAUCCCCCAUCCCCUCCAGGUGGCAGUACCACCGAGCUACCUGCUCAUAUCAUCAUAACUGUUAAAUUAAAGGAACACUAUAGUGUCAGUAAUACAAUACAAAUACACCUGACACUAAAGUGCUGGGAUGCAGCUUUAGGUCCCUGUCUCACCGAAUAUUAAAGGUGAGUUAACUCACCUUUACUCCCAUGCCGCGCCGGUCGCGCUGUGGCUGGUCCCACCUCCGUGUCCGAGCUCAGCCAUUGGAAUCUUUUCCCAUAGGAAAGCACUGGGUGGCUAUUUCCCAUGGUGCGCCAAUCAGCAUCUCCUCAUAGAGAUGCACUGGAUCAGUGCAGCUCUAUGGGGGAACAUUCAGUGCGUCCAUGCAAAAACGACGGUGCAGCACUGAUAUAGGAAGCCCCUCUAGUGGCCGUCUAAGUGACUCAAAAGUCAGUAUUUACAGUGCUAAGUCUGCAGGGGCAGGCUAUAGCUGUAGUGGUUCUGGUGACCAUAGGGUGUCUUUAAAGGGGGGGGGCACACACCUCCAAGCAAUCUCUACAGUUCUAGUCUAAAUGGAGUGUCAGCUCCUAUUUAUAAACAAACAUUUUCUGCCCAAAAAAAUAAAUAAAAGUAAAUCACCCAAGAGUGUUCAAAAAAUUUUUUUUAAAAAAAUUCCACUUUUGAUUAAAAAUAAAUAAAGGUUUUACCCACAUUUCAGCUCGAAUACACAUAAUAUAUCAGGAGCGAGAUCGUAGAUAAUUAUUCUUUCGUGAGAUUUUACGUUUACAGAGAUGCAGUCCUUCUACACGCUACGCCAAGACCCCCAAACAGAGGUCAUGUCAUAGGAUUGGGAACACCAUUCUAAAGAUAGCUUGGUCUAACCAAGAUCUCACGUUUCCUUCCCAUGUUUCUAAGUUAUCUAGAGAUCUCCAAUCUUUUUAAACCACGCCAUCAAGUAAAUUAGUGCACAUGUUAAACAUACCAUAUCUAUCAAUCACAUCCUUUCCCAAAGAGUUUAAACAUUUCAGGUCUUACAGUACUAGCCAGGCCAUCAAAGUUACAUGCCAGAGCAAGCCUUGAGAGUCCAUGUCACACUCACUGCUCACCAGGGCUAAAUAUUCACUCUCCCCGCCUUGCUCUGUACAUUGCUUACACACAGUGUAAAUGAUUCAUUUUAAAGUGCACUCACCUAGAAUACGAAGAAGAAUGUGCUAAACGUUUGCUUCUUUUGAAAUUGCACAAGUCCGUAUUCAUUCUGAAGUCUUAUUUUCCUUUCUAAUUUAUGUUUAGAAACCUGUUGAUAUAGUUCAAAUUCAUGUCAUAUUAGAGGGACAGCCAUAUGAAUAACUCUUCUAUGCAACAUCACACAGACAGAAAUUAGUAUGUAAAAAAAGUUACAUCAACUACAUGCGCUGAAAAUAUUAAAAAGGUACAUUGAUUAGCAGCACUUUUCAGCCAAGCAGAAUAUCAGCUAGAUUUGAAAUCACAGGCUGUUGCUAUAAUACAGACGAGCGUCAGGUUCUUCCUCCCACCUACUAUAAAAUAGACUUCCUGGAGACAAAAAUAUCAAUUUCUGUUUAGGAAUGUCUGUCUCUUUAAGUUUUACAGUCAUCUUGGUUCUGGAUAUAAAGAGAUACGUAAUGGAGAAGAAUGUAUCUUUUUCAGAGAACUUAAUUUACUAAAUACUGUUUAACCCAGUCUGUGGAUUAUGUUUAAUUAGAUGUACUAUCUGACUUUGUCCUCAGGGCGAAAAUGACAGCCAUGGAGAAGUGCACCAGCGCCAAUGUUUAUACCAAAGUGCCUGAUGGCGGCUGGGGCUGGGCGGUUGCCGUGGCCUUUUUCUUUGUGGAAGUGUUUACGUAUGGAGUGAUCAAGUCGUUUGGAGUUUUUUUUAAUGAGCUUAUGGUCUACUUUGACGAAAGUAACAGCAGGAUAUCAUGGAUCAUUUCCAUCUGUGUGUUUGUCCUUACAUUCACAGGUAGGCAUUGCAGGGAAGAGAUCUUUACUGGCUAAACUAUCUGCCUUAUAACGUGCCAAGAACCAUGAGACUAGUUCUAAGGGAUGAAUUUCGAACAUUAACUAUGAGAUCCUUUAAGGUCCUCUUGACAUGUACAAAAAUGCAUUUUAAGCGAUUUGACCGAAUUAAAUUCCUGGUGUUCGGCAAACUCGAUCUGCCUAUUGAGAAGGUAUUUAUAUCUCCUAAAAGCAAAAAAAGGAAGUGCCAGAUUCUAGCCUCCUCUUCUUGUUCAUCUUCUGUAGACUCUGCCCUCUCCUCAUACAAAGAAAAUGGUUUUCCAAAUGUGAGUCUUCUUAGACUUAUUAGAAGUACAACUCUGUAUGGAAAUAAGGAAUUGACAAAGAAUCAGGACUGUUCUUGUGCAUGGCCUCUAAUCUGGAGGGACAAACACUGCUUCUAUGGGUGGUACGGACGAUGUAAACCCAGAUUAGUGACCAUUUUAGUUUUAAAGAUGGGAAUAGAAGACUUUGCUCACUUAUGUUAAAUAAGGAAAGAUGAAAACAGUCAGGUUACCAGGAAUAAAAUGCCCACAGUGGUAUUUACUACUCAGAUUUUAAGGUGAAGCUCUUCCAGUUUAAUGACCUUGGUCUUAAAUUCACUUUGAAUUCUCACGUUAAUGAAUCACCCGGUCAGAACUUAUUGUAGAUUCACUCCAGAAAAGGUUGAAGGGUUUAUAUUUGCUGAACUAGGAAUUGUGGGAAUUGGCAAGAGAAUGGCAAAAUCUUGACAUGCUGCUUCUUUGGUCUAAAAUGCUCAUUGUAUCGUCUUCACCCCACUUUGGUGAAUAAACCCCUGACAUUGGAUACUUGGUGGGUUUUUUUUAGCACUGAAACUAAAGUACCAUUUGUUUAAUUUCAGCCCCUUUGUCCACUGUACUGAGCAAUCGAUUUGGACACAGGCCUGUAGUCAUGGUUGGAGGAUUUCUCAUUGGUUUGGGCAUGAUUCUAGCCUCAUUUGCACGCAAUGUCAUAGAAAUGUACAUCACUAUUGGCGUGGUGUCAGGUAAGUACCUUUUAAGAAAAUAUUAUCUCCAAGAAUAUUUCCAAGUGUCUCUCCAUUACAUUUCUACUAGGAAGAGCUCUAACACUCCUUGUUCAUAUUACAGUACUGUGAGUUGGCUCAUGUUAUGACUACAUUACCAAGGUUUUUCUAUAGGAUAUUUUAAAGGGAUACCCCAGAUCCCUUACUGAAGCUGUGUCCUUUCACUCCCUCCACUUUACAAAAAUAUGCAUAUUUCAAUAAAUAAUUGUCACUUUUUAUAAAUCGACCUUGUUCGAUUCCCCCUGGCUGUCAGGCAAACAAUCCUGUUACUGCUUGGCUGUUUAGCUCAUUUGCCUAAAGCACCUGCCUUGCAAAGACUUCUCAUUGAACUGCAUUGGAAAGUCUGUAAGUGGCAGCCACAGACAGUCUGGGUCGGAUUAGAAGGGGCAGGUUUGCAAAGGCUGCAGACAAGAGAACUGCAGUUUUUGCAAGCUGUUUACACACACACACACACACACCACACCCCCCCCCCCCCUUCUAAUGGGAAGGGAAAAGCAUAAUUGAAAGCAGGCAUGUUUUCCUUGGGGGGGUAGAUCUACUAAGCAGAUUUUUCUUCAUUUUAUUAUUUGGGCAAUGGAGUGUCCCUUUAAGACAGACUUCCCCAAACUCCGGCCCUCCAGAUGUUUCUGAACCACAACUCCUAUGAUUCUCAGCCUAUUUCAUUCAUAGAAUCAUGGGAGUUGUAGUUCAGCAACAUCUGGAGGGCCAGAGUUUGAGUAAGCCUGCUUUAAGACAUGGAGAUGGACAUCGGAUUUCACUGAGAAACACUCACCUACACUGAGCAGGGGGUUCAGAUAACUUCUCUUACUUAUUUAUGGUCUGACUCACACGCAUGUAUUGUAUUCACAGCUACACCCAGUCACUAAAGUGUGUGACAGUGAUGUUGCUAGCAAAUACAGAGAUUAAAAAGAUGAAUAGAUUUAACCAUUAACACUUUGUGGUCCAUGCACCGGUGUGUGCGCAUUGCAUUCUGGUUUUGACCUGAGCACAUUUUACUGACCAGCGCAGUCCUUUUGCUUGUAGUAUAAAAUAUCUGUGGAUAAGUAACAGUAUGAAUGAGGCUAGUAUAACAGAAUAUGAAACUAUAUUUACUGUAGUAUCAAUUUAAACAAUUGAUUUAUACUUUAUAUUUUUUAGAUUAAAUGGGAUUCAAUCUUAUCAUUUUGCAUGAAAGCUGCAUUCUAUAUUUUCUUAAAUAAUAGCAGCAGAGAUACGCAACUAUUAAAUACGUUGUUAGUUGUAAAAGGAAAAGUCCCAUGCUCCUUUGCCAGCUGAGUUUUCAACCCAAGCUAUGGUAUGGGUUUUGUAAUGUGAUGACUAUAUUAAAGGCACAUUCUGAGCACCAAAAACACUUCAUCUUAAAAAGGGACACCAUAAGCAUCAAAACCACUGCAUUACAGUGUACUAGUUUUGGUCCUUGUCCCUUUUCUCGGACAUUGUAAAACAUUGCCUUGCGUGAGGAAUGGCAAGGUGUACAUUUAUCUGAAAAGACACCCAUUAGACCUUUGAUGGACUUCACAUGCACAAGAUGACUACACCAAAUGUAGCCAAGGCUUUUCCUAUCGAGAUGAACGGCUGUGCAUGCGCUGUAGCUCCACAAUGCUUCUCUACGAGACAAUCGGCAUUGAUGAUCUCACAGUGAGGUGUGGGUGUGUCAGCCAUUAAUGAAAGUUUUGACAUUAGAGUUUCCUUUAACUGCUGGCCAGUUGCACUAUGCAGGCACUGCCCUUUUUACCUCUGCUGGAAAGUAGAAGAAAGUCUGAGACUUGCUGUUGUAUCAUAUUGUUUAUUCACAAUAAUAUUUUUGUGUUUCCUCUAGGACUCGGUUACUGCCUCAGCUUCCUGCCAACCGUCACCAUUUUGUCACAGUAUUUUGACAAGCGCCGGUCCCUGGUUACUGCUGUUGCAUCCACAGGGGAAUGUUUUGCAGUCUUUGCAUUUGCUCCAGGUAAAAACUAAGGAUUAGUAGUGUGCUCCUUCCUCAAACUAAUUAAUUAAACACUUUCAUCAGACUGCAUAGCGUGGGGCAGUAACAUGGAUUGACUUUCUAAUUGUUUGAAAUGGCAGCACUGUAUAUCCCAUCGGGUUCACAAAAUACUGAAGGAUUUUUCAGAUAAAACAAUUUUUCAGUUUUAAAUUCUCCAAACUCUGUUUAGUGAGUAAAUCAUUGAAACCCUGACCUGCAGCUAGUUACGCUGAUAAUAUAGUGUUACUGAGUGAUUGAUUAGACUCUGAAUUGUAGUCAAAAUGGCAAGAUUUUAGGCUUACAAUUCAGAGUAUUGUGAAUAACCCUGUUAGUUUAAUUAUUCGCUAUUUCCGCUUACUCAUUCAGUGUUUGUCUCCUCAGCUAUCACUGCGCUCAAUGACCUCAUUGGUUGGAGAUUUUGCCUGUUGACCGUAGGAGCAUUGCAGCUGAACAUUGUGGUCUGUGGAGCCUUGCUACGGCCGAUUGUAAUAAAAAAACAGGAAGAACCCAAAGGUCCUUUUAAAAGCGAAAAUCAGGAGGCUACCUAUAUGCUUGAAAAUGAGCAGACGCUCACAUCUCUAGACUCCAUAGAUUCUGGAGUCGAAGUAUCUACCUCACCUAAGAAUGUAGCAAGCAGUACGAAAGCAGAGGUUCUGAUAGAGCCGUCAGAGAAGAAGGCAAUAUUUGAGCCAGCGGAACCUAAAAAGAAGGUUCCGCCUCUCCUUGAUUUUUCAGUGUUGAGAAAUCCCAGUUUUAUGUGCUAUGCACUUUUUGGACUCUUUGCCACCCUUGGGUUUUUUGCACCAUCGCUGUACAUCAUCCCCCUCUGCCUAAGUCUGGGUAUCGACAAGGACCUGUCGGCUUACAUGCUGUCCUCUAUGGCCAUUGCUGAGGUCUUCGGAAGGAUUAGCGCUGGCUGGAUCCUAAACAAAAAGCCAAUCAAUAAGAUUUAUAUCGAACUCAUCUUCGUCAUCCUGCUGUGCCUGGCUCUAGUUGCCUUUCCAUUUGCCUAUAACUUUUCAGCACUUAUGAUUUGUAGCAUAUUUUUUGGCUACAUGCUGGGGACGGUUACAGGGACUCACAUCCCUUUAGUAGCAGAAGAGGACAUUGUUGGUAUCGAGAAGAUGGCAUCAGGGGUCGGAGUCUAUGUAUUUAUUCAAAGCAUCGCUGGGCUGGCAGGACCCCCAUUAGCAGGUAGCCAAAUUACAUGUUUAUCAUGGAUUAGUUCUUUCACAUCACCAGGCUUUUCAUGAUCUCUAUAAAGAUCAAAUGAAUUAACGAGAUCUGUAUUACACUACUGAAACAUGUCUAUCAAACCUGUCCUACCCUUUUAACCAUCCUCCCAUUCUUUCUGUGCCCUCUUUAAAUGUUGUGCUGUAACAGGGCUCUCGUUGCUAUAAGUGAACAGCCCGGUAAGGAUUGUGGAGACAUUACAUAAUGGUUUCUCAUUGCGAUUGGAAGUCUCCUAUUAUAGUCAGGAGAUUGCUUAUUAUACACAGUAUCAAUCUUUAAACAGUCUCUUCGCAAUAAACAAGCAGUCUAUGUUAGCUGCCUAGAAUUCUGUAACAGUAUUCAAAUUUAUAUAAAGAUGAAAUAGAAUGUAUACGUAGGUAGUACAUUACCAGUGUGUUUGCACCAUUAAUUUCCCUUUAAAUAGAAACAGAUGAUGUGUACAACGAUGAAGCAGACUUUGGUAUUUGUGAUUCAGGGACUUCAGCCAGUUACCUUGCUGGCUGCCCUUUAAUCUCACAUUUUACAAUAACUAACCUUUGUACUGGCAUAGCCUCAACCCGAGCUUGUUCUCAGUCAGAGUGUCUUGCCACAGAACGCAAGCUCGUGGAUUGAUAUUUACCCCAAACUUAUGCCACCGCCGAUUACACAUCACAUAGAUAUUUUUUUUUGAAUAGGUGAAGUUAGCAUUGGCUGUCAUCUUGAUUAGCCAACCUGCCUUCAACCAGGUAUGUCCUUCCAGCUCUGACUGUGACCGGCCUUCAGUCCAGUCUGGAAUCUGAUGUUUCAAGGCAGCAUUGUAGACAUAGCAUCCCAUCUUAAAAGAACAUCAUGGAAAGAUCAUUUGUUUUCCCUAUUCUCAGAGGCUUGGAUUAGUCUAAAUCAAAAACAAAUUGGUAACAAUUCAAAAAGAAUCUCUGUGCCAAGAUCAUGUUUCUGGACACAGCCAUUUAAUUUAAUUAUAUUUACAUUUUCACAAAUCCCUGUCUGGGGAAGGAGUUGUUGCUAACGGCAGAUAUGUCACUUUACUAACCACCAGUAGCCACUUUUAAAGAACCACUCUAGGCACCCAGACCACUUCAGCUUAAUGAAGUGGUCUGGGUGCCAGGUCCAGCUAGGGUUAACCCAUUUUUUUUUUUUUUUUUUAUAAACAUAGCAGUUUCAGAGAAACUGCUAUGUUUAUAAAUGGGUUAAUCCAGCCCUCAAAGCCUCUAGUGGCUGUCUCAUUGACAGCCGCUAGAGGCACUUGCGUGAUUCUCACUGUCAAAAUCACAGUGAGAAGACGCAAGCGUCCAUAGGAAAGCAUUAUGAAUGCUUUCCUAUGAGACCGGCUGAAUGCGCGCACAGCUCUUGCCGUGCGUGCGCAUUCAGCCGAAUGGGAGGAGAGGAGGAGGAUCGGAUGAGAAGAGCUCCCCGUCCAGCGCUGGAGAAAGGUAAUGUUUAACCCUUUUCCUCUCCCCAGAGCCGGGCGGGAGGGGGAUCCUGAGGGCGGGGGCACCCUCAGGGCACUAUAGUGGUCCUUUAAAGAGGUUAGUUUUUAGCGUAUGACAAGUUUUGUAUGGCGUUAUUUUUACUGUUCUAAAUGUGUAUCGCUUGGACUGGAAAUGAGCAGAUCGUGUCAGACAGAACCAGAGCCAGUAUAGCCUUUCCUAGCACAUAGGACUAGGGUUUAAACAGAACGAUAACGGAAAAAGGAAGAACCAUAACUGGACUCCAGCAUCCAUACACAGUUCAACCCAGAGUAAGCAAAUGCUUAAAAGACACAAUCCAAAGUACAAGUUAGGAAUUAAGGAAGACGAGUGGUCAGGACUUGUGGGGUCAAGAUAACCAGCAAAACUAUUGGAGUGUCUUUUCUUAUUCUAUUAGAGAGCCACAAACUUUGUCAGGGAGUAAUACUUGUACUCUGGCACUAGCUCAUAGGCCUGGUCGGGUCGGGAUAAAGGGUCCGUACACAAAAGACAAGCAGCAUUUAAGUUCAUUGAACCAAAAACUGGGCACAUUUUUCAGUAACCUGUAGGUUUAAUGUUUGUGUUAGGAAAAGCAGUUUAAAGCGUUAAGAGAAAAGACAGAAACACAACCUUUUUUAGGGUCAGGCAGACUGGAUGGUAGGUACAGAAUGUACAUGAAAUAUCUGUAACAGAAUACAUGACUAGAUCUAACCUUUAUACCUUUUUAUUUAGGGAUGCUGGUGGACUGGACAAAUAACUACGGUUCUGCAUUCUACUCCUGUGCGGUCGGGAUGGCACUUGGUGCCCUGUGCCUGGCCUUGGUAAGACCGUGCAAGAAAGGACUAUGCAGGAAAAAGACAACGGUGGCACGGCACGAAUCCAUCAAAUGCCAAGAUUCACAAGAAAUGCCAGUAGACUUCCUAGAAAUGGACAUGGGACUGGGCAAAAGCUGUCAGAGCCUCAACGGGAGUCCUUCAAACCUACACCAAUAAUUAGGCCAAAUGAGACUGCAAAAUCAGGCCAUCUCUUCCACAUCAAAAGACAAUCCACACCAAAAAAACAAAACAAAAAAAGGGAACACAAAUCAAUUUAAAUGUGAAUGCUGCUUAGGAGAUCAUUCCUCACGCGUGUAUAGCAGCAGCGCUGAGCACGCUGGGUAAUCUUUAUACGUAGUGAGCAGCGCUGGCUUGUCUCUCACACCUAGAUACCUUUGCAUGCUCGUUCAUAGUGUACAUGAGUGAUGGUCGACUUUUGGCUGUGCAUAAUGGGACGUAGUCCACAACCGCAGCAGCAGGGCUAAAAAGAUACCACAUCAUUGGUGCACGUUACUUGGGACCCUUGCUUGUCUGUGUGAAUAUCCCUUACAAGAUGCAAACCAAACCCCGCAGGAUCCUAUUGGCUGACCACAAGAUACCCAACAGCCACUGCUACAUCUUUUAAAGAAACUUAUAGCAUCAUGUGUACUGCUGCAUCUGUCUUUAAUCAGAUACACUGAAUAAUUAUGUACGUUUUGUUUGGUUUAGGGUUUUUUUUUUUAAUGCAGACCAAAUAUUUAUUAAAUUAUUGUAGAAUAAGCUGCUGAAUGGUAGAUUUUGCUACAGAAGCACAUGAAAAUGAGUAAGAAGGUUUAUACGGUGACAUUUCUGUAGGAACUUUGCAUUUUUUUCCUAUAGUGCCUCAGGUCUUUAUAUUUUUUAAUUCUAGUAUUUAAAUACAAAAAGCAGGUUGCAAUGACUGAUACUGGUACAAAACUGUUCUAGUCAAACUCAUGCCUUGAAUAAAGAGAUCUUCUGACAUUCAAACUGAAAGGUGUGUGUUUCAGUGAAGGGUGGUGCAGGGGGCAAAAUAGAUUAAUUAGAUUAUUUUUACACCUGGCUGGUAGACAUUAAUGUAUUUCAAUUCUCCACUAUUCCUGGAUUGAGAAAUAAAUGUUUUAGGUUGUUACGGACACGAGGAUUCUAGCUGUAGCACACCAAUUUAGGAAUAUAAAAUUUAGUUUGUAUUCCUAACACUAUAGGGCUCCUUUGAACUUCCAACAAUUCUCACAUUAGUUAAUAUUCCUGUUGGAUUGUGUUCUAUUCACUGGAGUUGGCUGUCAGACAUCUUCAAUGG